GCCUCCGUGAAGGCCCCGCCCCGCGCCUCAGGACCGGCGGGGCCGGGCGCAUCCCGCGGCGGCGGUGGCGGCGGCGGGCACAAGAUGAUGAAGUUUCGGUUCCGGCGGCAGGGUGCCGAUCCGCAGCGCGAGAAGCUCAAGCAGGAGCUCUUCGCCUUCCACAAGACUGUGGAGCAUGGCUUCCCCAACCAGCCCAGUGCCUUGGCCUUCGACCCCGAGCUUCGCAUCAUGGCUAUCGGCACCAGGUCUGGGGCUGUUAAGAUCUAUGGUGCACCUGGCGUGGAAUUCACAGGCCUGCAUCGGGACACAGCCACCGUCACCCAGAUGCACUUCCUGCCUGGUCAGGGCCGCCUCUUGACACUGCUGGAUGACAGCAGCUUGCAUCUGUGGGAGAUCGUCCAUCAUAGUGGCUGUGCCCACCUGAAGGAAGGGCUCAGCUUCCAGCCACCCAGCCGGCCCGCUUUUGACAGUGCCAGCGCCCCUGCCAGUUUGACCCGUGUCACUGUGGUCCUGCUGGUAGCUGGCAACACAGUGGCCCUGGGAACUGAGAGUGGCAGCAUUUUCUUCCUGGAUGUUGCGACCCUGACACUGCUUGAGGGGCAGACUCUCAGCCCAGAUGAGGUUCUGCACAGUGUGCCCGAUGAUUACCGUUGUGGGAAGGCCUUGGGCCCUGUGGAAUCGCUCCAGGGACAUCUGCAAGACCCCACCAAGAUCCUCAUAGGCUAUAGUCGGGGCUUACUGGUCAUCUGGAGCCAGGCUACACAGUGUGUGGAUCGCAUUUUCCUGGGGAACCAGCAGCUGGAGAGCCUGUGUUGGGGGCGUGGUGGCAGCACCGUUAUCAGCUCACACAGUGAUGGCAGCUAUGCCAUCUGGCCCACAGACACUGGCAGCCCCCCAACGCUGCAGCCCACUGUAGUGACCACACCCUAUGGCCCUUUCCCCUGCAAGGCCAUCAACAAGAUUCUGUGGCGGAGCUGUGAGUCAGGAGACCACUUCAUCAUCUUCAGUGGCGGCAUGCCUCGUGCCAGCUAUGGUGACCGCCACUGUGUGAGUGUGCUGCGAGCAGAGACACUGGUGACCCUGGACUUCACCUCCCGCGUCAUUGACUUCUUCACAGUGCACAGCACACAACCUGAGGAUGAGUUUGACAACCCCCAGGCCCUAGCUGUGCUUCUGGAGGAGGAGCUGGUGGUGCUGGACCUGCAGACACCAGGCUGGCCAGCUGUGCCUGCCCCUUACCUGGCCCCACUGCAUUCAUCAGCCAUCACUUGCUCUGCCCAUGUUGCUAAUGUCCCCAGCAAGCUGUGGGCCCGCAUCGUAAGAGCUGGUGAGCAGCAGAGCCCACAGCCUGCCUCCAGUGCCUUGAGCUGGCCCAUUACUGGGGGCCGGAACUUGGCUCAGGAACCCUCUCAGCGUGGGCUGCUCCUGACCGGCCAUGAGGAUGGCACUGUACGGUUCUGGGAUGCUUCUGGUGUGGCGCUAAGGCCACUCUACAAACUGAGCACAGCUGGCCUCUUCCAGACGGAUUGUGAGCAUGCUGACAGCCUGGCUCAGGCCGUGGAGGAUGACUGGCCGCCCUUCCGAAAGGUGGGCUGCUUUGAUCCCUACAGUGAUGAUCCACGGCUGGGGAUACAGAAGGUUGCACUUUGCAAGUACACAGCCCAGAUGGUGGUGGCUGGCACUGCAGGCCAGGUGCUGGUGCUGGAGCUCAGUGAUGUGCCGGCAGAGCAGGCCGUCAGUGUGGCCAGUGUGGAUCUCCUUCAGGAUCGUGAGGGCUUCACGUGGAAGGGCCAUGAGCGGCUGAGCCCGCACCCAGGGCUGCUGCCUUGGCCUGCCGGAUUCCAGCCCCGCAUGCUGGUGCAGUGCCUACCGCCCGCUGCCGUCACCGCCGUCACCCUCCACGCUGAGUGGAGCCUCGUGGCCUUUGGGACCAGUCACGGCUUUGGCCUUUUUGACUACCAGCGCAAGAGCCCUGUGCUGGCCAGGUGUACCCUUCACCCCAAUGACUCUUUGGCCAUGGAGGGGCCACUGUCACGGGUGAAGUCCCUCAAGAAGUCAUUGCGACAGUCAUUCCGGCGUAUCCGUAAGAGCCGUGUCUCUGGCAAGAAACGGUCUACUCCUGCCAGUAGCAAGUUGCAGGAGGCCAACGCACAGCUGGCAGAGCAGACUUGCCCACACGAUGUGGAGAUGACACCUGUGCAGCGUCGCAUCGAGCCUCGAUCUGCUGAUGACUCCCUUUCUGGCGUUGUACGCUGCCUCUACUUUGCUGACACAUUCCUUCGAGAUGCAACCCACCACGGGCCCACUAUGUGGGCAGGCACCAACUCGGGCUCUGUAUUUGCCUAUGCACUGGAGGUUCCAGCAGCCACAGCAGGUGGUGAAAAGCGGCCUGAGCAGGCAGUGGAGGCUGUACUGGGCAAGGAGGUACAGCUGAUGCACCGGGCACCUGUGGUGGCCAUCGCUGUGUUGGAUGGGCGUGGCCGUCCACUGCCUGAGCCCUAUGAGGCUUCCCGGGACCUGGCUCAGGCGCCCGACAUGCAGGGUGGGCAUGCUGUGCUUAUUGCAUCUGAGGAACAGUUCAAGGUGUUCACACUACCCAAGGUGAGUGCUAAGACCAAAUUCAAGCUGACUGCCCAUGAAGGCUGUCGUGUGCGGAAGGUAGCCCUGGCUACAUUCGCCAGUGUGAUCUCCGAGGACUAUGCUGAGACCUGCCUUGCCUGCCUCACCAACCUGGGUGAUGUUCAUGUCUUCUCUGUGCCUGGCCUGAGGCCUCAGGUGCAUUACGCCUGUAUCCGAAAGGAGGACAUCAGUGGCAUCGCUUCCUGUGUCUUCACACGCCAUGGCCAGGGCUUUUACUUGAUCUCUCCGUCAGAAUUCGAGCGUUUCUCCCUGAGUGCUCGCAAUAUCACAGAACCACUCUGCUCCCUAGAUAUCAGCUGGCCCCGAAAUGCCACCCAGCCCAGCCAAAGGCUUGAAGAGUCACCGAAGCUGAGCCAGGCUAAUGGGACCCGGAGUAUUAUUCUGGCCCCAGAGAGCUGUGAAGGAAGCCCCAACUCUGCCCACAGCAAGCGAGCUGACACCACAGAAGCACCCGAGGCCACACUCUCACCUGUGUCCAUUGACUCAGCUACGAGUGGGGAUACCACGCUGGACACGACAGGAGACGUCACAGCGGAAUAUGUGAAGGAUUUCCUGGGCUCUCCUGAGGACUCUGAGAAGAGCCCGAGGACCCUGGGAGCAGAUGAGACCCGAGCCUACACUCUUCUGAUUAAAUGAGGUGCUGCGGGGGCAGCCAGGCCUUACCACACAGCAGCUGCCAUUCCUCGCUCCAGCGGGGACCCUGGCAGGGCUCUAAUGCUGUCACUCCAGGAAGACUAGCUGCCAGAGGCUUAGAGACCCACAGUCACGGUCAUCAGUGCUAUGAAGGGGCUGGCCUGUCAGCCUUGAGGUGCUC
This is a messenger RNA of Acomys russatus (golden spiny mouse), 3454 nucleotides long. It is a transcript of the gene Llgl1, whose product is annotated as LLGL scribble cell polarity complex component 1. The transcript has 22 exons. Gene Ontology annotation, molecular function: GTPase activator activity; myosin II binding. Lineage: Eukaryota; Metazoa; Chordata; Mammalia; Rodentia; Muridae. Gene Ontology annotation, biological process: establishment of spindle orientation; cortical actin cytoskeleton organization; regulation of Notch signaling pathway. Gene Ontology annotation, cellular component: cortical actin cytoskeleton; cytoplasm; plasma membrane. The record is from RefSeq and is a predicted model, not a curated record. The coding region runs from base 85 to 3276 and encodes 1063 amino acids.